CGGGAGAAGACCCCCGGGGGCCAGGUGAGGAAGGGGGCACCCAGCAGCUGCGUGGGAGGGUGCGCUCACCCUCCCGCCGCUCUCCCCGCAGGAUGGACUUCCGAACCCCCGACCUGCUGGACGUGUGGCUGGAGCCCCCAGAAGAGGUCUCAGCAGGAGCCUUCCUGGAGCUGGGACUCCCCUGCCCUGCCCCAGAGGUCCCAGGGCCUAAGCUCCGAGAGCAGGGGCCUGGAGGCUGGGAGCCCAGCGGGGGACGGGGCUGUGGCCUCCAGGAGAGUGAGCCCGAAGACUUCCUGCAGCGGUUCAUUGAUCCCAAUGAAGUGUACUGCUCAGAGGCCUCUCGUGGCAGUGACCGUGCCAUCUCCGAGGACCCUGGCCUCGCAGACAGUUCCCCUGCUCUCUGUGAGGUCGUCUAUGAGGCAGGGGGCCUGGAGAGGCCGCAGGGGGAAGCUGGGCCGGCUGUAGGGCUCACCUCUCUCCAGCUAGGUCCACGGAGCCCACCACGGACGGUGCCUGCUGCCUGCACGGUCGGCGAGCUGCCCCUGGCUGCUCACGCGCACACACCACCCAGCGUGGGCGCUGUAAACCCAGUGGCCCCCGCGACCCUGCCCCAGGAGGCCCCUUUGGCUUGGUCCAGGGACUGUCUGGAUGAAGUUCCUUCCCUCACCUCAUUUCAUGGUUACUUAUUCCUUAGUACAAAUGGGAAACUCUCCAGGUGUGCAGGGGGCAUGGCCCUGGGUGAUGGGAAAGGGAAGUCCCUCUCCCCGUCAUUGAUUUUCUCUUUUCUCCACCAGCUGCCCUGUCAAACGUUGUUCCUGACAGAGGAGGAGAAGCGUCUGCUGGGACAGGAAGGGGUUUCCCUGCCCUCUUACCUGCCCCUCACUAAGGCGGAGGAGAGGGCCCUCAAGAAGGUCAGGAGGAAGAUCCGUAACAAGCAGUCGGCGCAGGACAGUCGGCGACGGAAGAAAGAGUACAUCGACGGGCUAGAGAGCAGGGCAGCUGCCUGUUCUGCACAGAACCAGGAACUACAGAAGAAAGUCCGGGAGCUGGAGAGGCACAAUAUCGCUCUGGAAGCUCAGCUCCACCGGCUGCAGAUGCUCGCUGCCCAGACCUCUAACAAAGCUGCCCAGACUGGCACUUGUGUUCUGAUUCUUCUUUUUUCUCUGGCCCUCAUCAUCCUGCCCAGUGUCAGCCCCUUGCAGGGUCUCCGGGAAGCUGGCACCGAUGACCACCAGCCGCAGGGAGUGAUUUCCAGAAAUAUCCUGACUCACAAGGACAUGACAGAAAGCUUGGGGACCACAGCGGUAGAGCCUGGAAAGGAGGGGCCACCUAGGGCCAAGGGUGUCAAUGGCUCAACAAGGAACCUGCUGAAGAGGGGAGGGAAGACAGGCCCCAGUGGGCAUGUCAGAACUGUCCUGCAUGCAGAUGAAAUGUGAGCUGGAACAUUUCCCAGGCCACUUCCAACCGCAGUAAGGAAUCCGGGAUCCCCGAUGGCUCUUUCCCCUGGGAUUCCCAUUCGGAGUUCUUUGGCUUCGGGGUCUGAAUCAUUUCAGGACAUCCUAAGUAUCUGUACCCUGAGGCCCAGGCUAUGUGAUGAGGCAUUUCAGAUACUUUUGUUAUACAUCUACAAUUUUAUUUUUUCUUUGGGUAAGGGUUGGGGGGAAACAGAGGUUUUGGCUGAGAAAUAAAACUUUUUUGCUGAAA
Molecule: messenger RNA, 1704 nt
Organism: Neogale vison (American mink)
Lineage: Eukaryota; Metazoa; Chordata; Mammalia; Carnivora; Mustelidae
Gene: CREB3L4
Product: cAMP responsive element binding protein 3 like 4
Exons: 9
Coding region: 93-1436 (447 amino acids)
Biological process (GO): regulation of transcription by RNA polymerase II
Cellular component (GO): nucleus
Molecular function (GO): RNA polymerase II cis-regulatory region sequence-specific DNA binding; DNA-binding transcription factor activity, RNA polymerase II-specific
Source: RefSeq, a predicted model, not a curated record